Messenger RNA from Monodelphis domestica (gray short-tailed opossum), 1845 nucleotides. It is a transcript of the gene TMEM184C, whose product is annotated as transmembrane protein 184C. NCBI's taxonomy places the organism in Eukaryota, Metazoa, Chordata, Mammalia, Didelphimorphia, Didelphidae. The record is from RefSeq and is a predicted model, not a curated record.
GGUUUUGAUAAGAACAUGCCUUGCACCUGGAGGAACUGGAGGCGAUGGAUCCGGCCCCUCGUGGUGUUUCUCUACCUGGUGGCCUUAGUCGUCUCUCUACCCCUGUGCGUGUGGGAGCUGCAAAAAUUAGAGGUUGGGAUACACACAAAAGCAUGGUUUAUUGCUGGAAUCUUUUUACUAAUGACUGUACCAAUAUCUUUCUGGGGGAUUUUGCAACACUUGGUGCAUUACACUCAGCCAGAACUCCAGAAGCCAAUAAUAAGGAUACUUUGGAUGGUGCCCAUAUACAGCUUAGAUAGUUGGAUUGCUCUGAAAUAUCCCACCAUUGCAAUCUAUGUGGAUACUUGCCGAGAAUGCUAUGAAGCCUAUGUCAUAUACAGUUUCAUGGGAUUCCUUUCCAAUUAUCUGACUAAUCGGUAUCCAAACCUGGUAUUAAUCCUUGAAGCCAAAGAUCAGCAGAAACAUUUGCCUCCUUUCUGCUGCUGUCCAGCAUGGGCAAUGGGAGAAGUAUUAUUGUUCAGAUGCAAACUCGGUGUGUUGCAAUAUACUGUCGUCAGACCAUUCACAACUAUUAUAGCCCUAAUCUGUGAACUGCUUGGUGUAUAUGAUGAAGGGAACUUUAGCUUUAAAAAUGCUUGGACUUACUUAGUUAUAUUCAACAAUGUCUCACAGCUGUUUGCAAUGUAUUGCCUUGUGCUGUUUUAUAAAGUGCUGAGGGAAGAACUGAAUCCAAUUCAGCCUGUUGGCAAAUUUCUUUGUGUAAAGAUGGUUGUUUUUGUUUCCUUCUGGCAAGCAGCAAUUAUUGCCUUGUUGGUAAAAGUUGGUGUUAUUUCUGAAAAGCAUACCUGGGAAUGGCAGACAGUAGAAGCUGUGGCUACAGGUCUACAAGAUUUCGUUAUCUGUGUUGAGAUGUUCUUUGCUGCUAUUGCUCAUCACUACAGCUUUUCCUACAAACCCUAUGUGCAGGAGGCAGAAGAAGGCUCGUGCUUUGAUUCCUUUCUUGCAAUGUGGGACAUUUCAGACAUUAGAGAUGACAUAUCUGAACAAGUAAGAAAUGUUGGAAGGACCGUAUUGGGACAUCGUACUAAAAAGUUUUUUUCUGAUGAGGAACAAAACGAAAAUACAAGUUUAUUAUCAUCGUCUCAAGACCAGAUUUCUGUUGCUUCUAUACCAUCUUCACCCUUGGGUCACUACCAAGGUUUUGGCCACACUGUAACACCACAGACUACACCUACCAGUGAUUCUAAGAUGCCUGAUGAAACAUACAGUGCUAUCACAGGAGGAAAUGAAGAACCGUCACCUAGGUAUAAGUCUGUGGCCUCCUGAACAUUCAGAGAAAUACUAUUUUUUCUGUCCUGCCAUGUUAUUUCAUAACCUGGUGUCUUAUCACUCAUUAAUUUUGUGCUUGGGACAACACUAAACUGCAAUGGAAAAUUCGAGCACAGGGAUUGUUAGGGAAAGCCAGGAUGUGUAUAAAGGUAGAGUCGAAUUGAAAACUGAGGUGAGCAUAUUUUGUAUAUCAAAUAAUCAGUCUAAAUUUCCUAAGACUUGAUUUAUUCUCAAUGUCAGAAAAUGGCAAAAAUAAGAAAAUAACUGCAACUGUUAAUGGAUGUUAAACUGCUCUGUCAAAUAGAUGGAACUGAAAAUCAAUGUUUUCUGCCCCUGCUGCAUGGAAUAGAAUGCUGCUGAAUUAACCUGAAGAAUGGACUUCAUAAACAAUUAGGUAAAUGAAUUAGUGCGGCUGAAUCAUAAUUAAAGUUAAUGGUUACUUAUGUAGGUUGUACUUACAUAACAUUUAAACACUAGAUUUUAUUCCAUUCAAUAAAAGAAUAAACUUCUAACCUA